Molecule: messenger RNA, 1488 nt
Organism: Chlamydomonas reinhardtii
Lineage: Eukaryota; Viridiplantae; Chlorophyta; Chlorophyceae; Chlamydomonadales; Chlamydomonadaceae
Exons: 5
Coding region: 196-894 (232 amino acids)
Biological process (GO): proteasome-mediated ubiquitin-dependent protein catabolic process
Cellular component (GO): nucleus; cytoplasm
Molecular function (GO): protein binding
Source: RefSeq, a predicted model, not a curated record
CGCGCUAGGCUCGAGAGCGAACAUACUAAAGUCACCAAGUAAUUAAAGCCAGCAAUUUUUUGUACGUUUGCCCGAGGACGGAAGCUUGCGUGAAACAGUUCUUGGGCCCAGGCUCGUGAGACUUGCAGCUUUGCUCUAGCUUUCGUGGCAUUGCUUUUGGGAUAGGACACGAAAUUGGCGCUUGUAACGUAACAGAUGGGGCGAGGCGAGGCAGGCAACAAGAAGACAAUAUCGCUGGAGACAUGGGAGCAAAAGCUAGCAGGCGUGCGAGUGCCGAAGGAGGACAUGAACCGUCUGGUCAUGAACUUCCUUGUUACCGAGGGCUACGUGGAGGCUGCGCGCAUGUUUGAGAGUGAGAGCGGCACGGCGCCGGGCGUGAACCUGGACGCCAUCACGGACCGCAUGGAGGUGCGCCGCGCGCUGCAGGGCGGCGACGUGGAGUCCGCCAUCGAGCGAGUCAACGACCUGGACCCAGAGAUCCUGGACAAGCAGCCGGAGCUGUUCUUCCACCUGCAGCAGCAGCGGCUCAUAGAGCUCAUCCGCGGCGGCGACACGGAGGGCGCGCUGGACUUCGCGGCGGAGAACCUGGCGCCGCUGGCAGAGGAGCACCCGCGCUUCCUGGAGGAGCUGGAGCGCACGGUGGCGCUGCUGGCGUUUGAGGACACCAAGGCCUCCCCCGUGGGUGACCUCAUGGACGUGGCGCAGCGCCAGAAGACCGCCUCCGAGCUCAACGCAGCCAUACUGGCGGCGCAGGCGCAGGAGCGCGAGCCGCGCCUGCCUCUGCUGCUCAAGCUGCUGCUGUGGGCGCAGGCGCAGCUGGACGAGCGGGCCGUGUACCCGCGCAUUGCCGACCUGGCCAGUGCGCAGCUGGUGCCGCCGCCCAAGGCCGACUGAGCCGGCUGCUGUGAUACGUGAAGGGGAAUGAGGGUUGCGAAAGCAGAUAAGAACGGGCGGGGACAGGGAUUUGAGUGGAAUGGGACGAGCUCCGGUUCGGCGUGUGACGCGUGUGGAUUGAAUAACAGUGCUGUGCAGGACGGCCCCUGCAGAACGAGUUGCCGAAUGUGCGCAGGAUUGCAAGCAAGGCUGGACGGUCAAGGCGGUGGCGAUAUUGAGGCUAGGCAUGCGCACUGGCGUUGGUGGGCAGCAUGCUGACAAAUGAGCGGACGCGUCAAAGGCGGUGCCGUGGAACCGGCAAGGGAUGGCACGAUGGGGUCCGUGUGGACGUGGCGGCAUGGCUGGGAUGGCAGGGUACGCGAAUGGGAAGCCUUCUGCGCUGUAGAGGCGGGACCUUCAACAGCGGUGGGAGCUGAAGGGUCACUGAAAGAAUGUAGAUGAUGUACAACGUGCGGCGCCAUUAAUGCUGAUGAGAAACCGCAGAGUCUGCCGUCCCUCUUAAGCCAGACGGGCGUCCGCGACGGCGUCACAGUAGAUGCGGGGCCCAGUGGCAUGGGUCCGGCCGGGAAGCUUUAUCAAAGUAACAAAACGAAU